CCUUCUAGGUCGAACAAACGGUUACAACAGACGCAGGCUCAAGUAGAUGAGGUGAAGUAGCCUCACAUGUUGCAUGUUUAGUUAAAAGAAACUGGUAAAACUGAAGCUUUUCGGACUAAUCCUGUCACGUAAAGCAAGCUCAAAUUUCUCUGUAAAAUACAGCGGAAAACCGAGGCCAUAUUUACUCAUAGGGCUUUUUUUUGGCCUGGACCUGAUUACAGUGUAGUGAUUACACUUCAUUUAGAUCUGUCUUGUUUUGUUACUGUUGUUUUUUGUAGGUGGUAGACAUUAUGAAAGUUAAUGUCGACAAAGUGUUGGAAAGAGAUGCAAAACUGUCAGAGCUUGAUUCUCGCGCUGGUAAGAAAUUUGAUUUAUUUUGAUUAUUUUUGUUUUUUUUCUCAAAUUAAUGUUUAUUUACUAGAUAAUAAGGGAAUAGACCAUCAAAAUUAAAGAUUGAUUCCAAAAUCUGUAGCUGCAAGCCGCUGACAUGUUAAACGCAACAUCAUACAAGUUAAUUUUAGCAUUGAUCUCAGCUUCUUUGACCAAAUGACGUUGGUUCACCAAGAAUUUAAUUUAUAAUCGCAGCAGCGUAAAAGCUACCAUAAUCUGAUGGUGCUAAUUUCUGGAAGUCAAUGUGGUUAGUUAUAAGUCCGUUUUAAAUUAAGCUUGUAGUUAUUAUAUCGCUGAAAUACAAAACUGUACAACGUUUUGUUCAUAUUGGCUUCCUCAGUGACCUUAUAUUGUAAACAUCUGAGAAAGUCAAGAAAGUCUUCUGUGAACAACUCAUUUCCAAGCAUAAUUUUCCAAUAUUACCAUUGUUGUCCAGAAGUGCAAAUUGAAAAUCAGAGCAACUUUUAUUUUUUCCCAUGACAAAUUUACAAUAAUUUCCCCAAAAUCCCCAAAUAAAAAUAUUUAUUUUUACUUUAUUAUGCCAUUGUAUUGUCAUGCUAACAAUACUCAAAGGCUGAAUGGGCAAAAAGUGUCCUAAUUCCUUAAAUUCUAAAGUUGCUUUUUUUGAACAUACACUUCAUGUUAGUACUUGUUGGAGAUGAGCACUAAAAACCACAAGCAUUUACUUUAGCCAUGCCCUUAAGUGUUUCUUUUUCCUCCCCCAAUGGAUCCAAUUUUUUGAAAACAAGAAACAAGUGAUAACAAUUUCUUGUUUUAUUAUAUCCUGGGGCACAAACUUACUACAACUUCUUUUGAUAAAUAAAUAAAAAUAUUACUUUUUGUAGUUACAAUUUUAGUAUUAUUAUAUAUUUCAAUAGCAUUAUUAAUUUGUAAAGCUGGGUUUCAUUUGAGAAAAAAGGGAAAGACAUAGUCUUGUGGCAUAUUAGUAAAAUUCUGAUGUUAAAACAUUCACAUGGACUACCUUCAGUAAUGUGAUUCUGCAGCCAGAAAUGACCCUUUUUAUGCCAGAUGAAACAUUAUCAGGCAUCAUCGUAGGUUUCUCUGAUUUCUUUUUUUUUUUUGUUUUCUCUAAAAAUCUUUCACUGACAACUUAGGGUGUGUUCCUUUCGAUGAAUCCAAAAACGGAUUUUAGAUCUAAAAACGGAUUUCGCGUUCCUUUCGGCAAAUCCAAAUCCAGAUUUUUGAUCUGGUGAAUCCUUUUUGAAAAAGGAUUCAUUGGAUUUGAAAUCCGAAGAAUCCAAAUCCAGAUUAACGGAUUAGUGAUCUACGCUGUUCCAUUCACAGUGGAUCCGAAAUUAGUCAGAUGAUCCAGCGGUAUUUCCAGUUUAAGUAUUCCCAUAGAGGCCGCAGAGUUUCCUCGUUGCUGUCAUUUGCCGCAAAAUAUCUGAAAACAUUAGAAGAUUGUUCCUGGUACAUUAAAAUAUCCAUAUACUAACCAUUUGUCUCUAAAGAUUGCUUGAAAUCAGAAAUAAGUAAAAGUAACAAAUGAACUGCUAUCUAACUACAAACUCGCUUGUAGACGCGACAGGCAUUCGAUCGUGCUACAUAAAAAAAAUCCGAGCUAUGGAACUGGAUCAAACUGGCCGACAUUCUUUAGAUAAUUUCCAAUUUUAAUGCGCUUUUUUCUUCGUCUGCUUUAUAUGUUCCAUCGUCGCUAUUCGAACUGCCGACCACUAAAUUCUGCACGGUAUAAUCGCAUAAUUUGUCAAACAGUAGAAAACACGUCAUUUUUUAAGAGGCUGUCGUGCAUAUUGCACGCGUUGGCGAAAGGUUACCAAGGUUACAGAUCCAAUUUCGGAUUUCACGUUCCUUUCGACCGAGAAAUCUGGCAAAUCUGGGAUCAAAAAUCCGUUUUUGGAUUCGCCGAAAGGAACACACCCUUAAACUACAUUGUGUCAUUCAGGGUUGUGUUCAAGGCAGUGUUGAUAGACUGUAGGAAUAUAAUAUUACGUAAAUUUUAUAAUAGUACACACAACUGUGUCUAUUGUGUGUAUUUAAAGAUUCUGAUAUGUUGAAAAUUGAAAAUAUGUACAAGUUAAAAAUAAAGCUCUACAAAGUAAUUUCUGGACGUUAUUUAGCUCAUCAUAAACCAAGCUUUGGAACUCUAAAAAUGAAAGUCUGAUCGUCUGGAAUUUAUGAAUCAUUUCCCCUUUGUACUCUGUUUUCCUUUUUUCUAUAAAAAGAAGCAUGUCACAUUUGAAAAUUCCAUUCCAAUAUAAAAGUAAGAGCCUUGGAUUUCCACUCAAAAUUCCAUUUUUUAUAUUUAAUUUUUUUUUCUCUCCUUUAACCCAUUCGCUCCUGGAGAUUUUGCCGAAAAACGCGUUUUGAAGCUAGUCGAGUGGUUUUCUGGUCACUGUCGUGCUAUAAAGAGCUAAAACUUACCACAAACCGGUUUACAGGUCGUACACUUGGCGGCCUUCUGAUCCAGAUGCAAAAUAUCAGCUUGCGAAGUUCGGGCAUGCGCAGAAAGCAAAAUUUCGACAUAGUUUUUGGGUUUAAAAGUGACACAGCAGUCUUGACUUUUACUUUUCGCUUUCUCUCCUCCCUUCUUUUUUCGCUUUUCUUGCCUCAUUUUUUUUUCUCUUGCUGGGCAUUUAGUAGGCUUCAUUUUGGUGGGAAGAGUUUUUAGGAAAGCUUUUAGGAUCUUAGGAUUAGGUGAAAGGAAAGGUAGGUGGGUAAUGGAACAAGAUUUUCAUGGAGAUUUUCAGGUCCUUGUCACGUGGUUUUUUGCUUCUUUCUCCGGUGUCCUUGACUGAAUUGUGCUCAUUCUGGUAUGGUUUGAAAGAUCUCUUCACUCUGCACAAGUUAGCGAAGAAAGUUGUCCUUGACCGUUAAAACUGGUGACGUCACAAAGGGUAGAAAGGACCUGGAUCCGCAUGGGCGAUUACGGGCGGUUCAGGGGCGAAUGGGUUAAUUAGCAUUUCCCAGCCGAUGAAUGUCUCCUCUCUUUCCUUCCUAUAUGUUAACCUAACUCUUGAGACUUGGCUUUUUGCUCUUGCUUCUUAAAAUAAUAAUUCAGCCCCUUUUUUGUUUUUAAAUUCACUGAUUGUUGUAAGCUGCUAUUGAUCUUUUGGGAAAAGAAUGCCAUUGAAGUCUGUUAAGCAUUUUUUCUGCAUAAUCAUCCAAAUAGGCCUUUUGCAUUAGUUGAUUGCGUGAUCAACUUUCGGUAAACGCGAAAACAGUUCGCUUUUGAAACAUUUUGCUAGCACGAGCUGAAAGAGCAUAUUAAAAUUAGCCAACCUGUACAUUUUCAGCCGUAUAUCUCAAAAGUAGCGAUUGUAUGAGAAAAACAACUCUUGCCUCCUGGAGUUGUAUGGAAAACCACUCAGGCAUGACUGGGUGGCAAGCCUUUUUUUUUUUCAUACAAAUCCUUAUAACUUUCGGUGGCCGUUGCAAUUGCUACUUUUGAGAUAUACGGCUGAAAGUUUACAGGUUAUGUACGGUCUUUCAGCUCAUGCUAACAAAAUGUUUCAAAAGCAUACGGUUUUCAUGUUUACGGAAAGUUGAUCACGUGAUCAACUAAUGCAAAAGGCCUAUUGUUUGGUGCGAUUGGAAGGAUCAAGAUUAUCCCAGCAAUAGUACAUGGUAAUAAUGUUUGGCUUGUCAACAUUGUGUUAGUACUGUUUCCAUGAUAUGAUGAACUUAAUCGCAAGAACCUACUUCUGAGGUGACCUGGGUGAUCAAAGCAACCUGAGCUGUUAUAAUUUUAUGAAAACCAUGCUCUACUCCAAUAAUUUUGACCUACAACAAUGAUACUUACAAUAAACAAAUUUUUAGGGUGUUCCUUGGUAUGAGAAUAAUUUAUUAUUGUACCCUGCUUGAGAGGGAUUUCAAAGCAAAAGCACAUAUUGAAUUCCCUGUGAAUUGCCUCUCACUUUAGGGUACUGGCACCUUACUUUUCUUUUCUAUGAAACUGUAUUACAGUACCAUCUAUUGUUAUUAUUAUCUUUAUUAAUGUUAUUAUCGUUAUUAUUUUUAUUAAUGUUAUUAUUAUUAUUAUACUAUAAAAGGUUUCAAAAUAGCAGCCUGCACUUUGACUGCACGACGACUUUUCACCAAAGAAAUAGAAAAUGUCAUGCUUUGAUUGGCCAACUGAAAUCAAACUCGCUGUAAUGUUGUAAUAAACAUUUCAUAUCAGACAAUAAACAGCCAAGAAACGUUUUAAAAACUUUUUGGAAACGUUUUAAAAUGGGUAGAAAGAGUAGAAAAAGGUUUGGAAAUUUAAAGUGUGCUACAAAAGUUGAAAAGGAGAAUUCUUGUUCACCAUAAACGACUAAUUAUUUUACGUGUUUGUUCAAGCAUGAAACAUGCAAGUUUGUCUAGACAAACUGUUGCAUUACUGCCUUUUUGUUUCUGCACUUGUAAUCAAGAUUUAUUUUGCACAAAAACUUGUUUAGUGCUGUUUGUGAAGCCUUUUCCCUUGUUCAAGUUAAAGUCAGUUUUGUAUUCAUAUUGUUCGACAACACAGAUUUCCCAUGUUUGUUCUCCGCCCUGGUUUGUGAGUGAAGACGCACCACGGUUUGUCUUUAUCUGAUGGGGAAUUGUUGCAAUGAAAUACAUUAAUCAAAAUGAACAUUCUGACCUUGACAUUAUUUUGGCAGUUCAAAGCAUGUGUUUUGUGCCUUUUAAGGUUUCUGAAGGAAGAAAGUGAAAUUUCAAUUCAGAAAGAUUUUGGUUACAUGUCAUACACGCAAAUUUGCGGAAAGUGGAAACAAGUGAUUCAUUAUUGACAACUGGGAAAAAGUAAGCCUUGACAAGAAAAAGCCUACAGAUUAAACCUAAAAGCUGUCAUUUUAUUUUGAACCCUGUAUAAGUUGAUAAUUCCUGAUUCACCCUUUUGCUGCACUGUGGAUGUUAAACAAAAGGAAACAUAACACUCUUUUUUUUGUCAUCAGAUCAGCUGCAAGCUGGAGCCUCGCAAUUUGAGCACAGUGCCGCAAGACUGAAACGCAAGAUGUGGUGGCAGAAUUGCAAGGUUUGUUCAUUUCUGUAUUGACUGCUUUACAUUUUGAUGAACCUGUGGCACAAGCCCCUCUUUUGUGUUUAAUUUAAAGGCUAGUUUUCACUAGCGACGGAGUCAGAGUAGUAAGUGGAGUCGUUUUAAUUUAUUUCAAAUAUUGCUCACUGGAAGUCAUGCCCUAAAAAUUUUGUUUUAUUACCCCCAUUAAAUGAAAUAAAAUAAGUAAUCACAUCAAAUAAAGCUAACAUGGUCUUUUUGAGUGUUCCAAAGUUGGUUCCUCAAUUAAUUUUCAAAGUCAAUAUCCUCGGCAUCAGAUCUUGAGUUUUGCUGGAUCAGACUCCACUUCAACUUGACAGGGAGAGGAUAAAAGAAAAAAAAUCCAACAUUUUCUAGUCACCCAAGAGCAACAUUAAGGGGCCAGUGGCCACCAGGUAUUGCUAGAGCACAGCCCUGAUCAUCGGAUUUUUUGGGGAAGAAGGGGAAUAGACUAAAAAAAGUUUUCUUUGAACGUUAAGGAUUUCAUGUUAAACUUCGUAACGUACUUGCUCUAAACAGCUUCUUAGCUGUAUUUAAAAAUAUUGUAUCUCCACGUGAAAUCUCCAGGUGUGGUAAAAUAACUAAAACUUCUUAUGUGGCAUGUUCUCUUGUUGAUUUUUUUCCAAAUGUUUUGAUCCUUGGCACCUGUUAGUGGCUUUGUAGAAGGAUAUAAUUUUCUUCUUUUUUUCUGUUCUUUUUAUACAGAUGUGGAUCAUUCUCAUUGUGGUCAUUGUUGUUAUUAUUGCUGCCAUUGUCAGUAAGUGUACAUGUAAAUAUAUUGAAUGA
Messenger RNA from Porites lobata, 6193 nucleotides. The record is from the annotation of a GenBank genome assembly. Lineage: Eukaryota; Metazoa; Cnidaria; Anthozoa; Scleractinia; Poritidae.